AGACAUUGGGCCAGAAUCUGCAAUCAGGCACAAUCUUUACACAAGAAACAUAAGAAGCUGGAGGCUGAAAUUCUUGGGCAUCAGCCAAUGAUUGACAAGACAUUAGCCUCUGGAGAGGCUCUUGUUCACCAGAGUCACCCGGAGACUAAACAGGUUGAAUCUUUGUGUAUUGGGCUACAAGAUGCUUGGCAAGACCUCAAGAUGAAGGCACAGGAAAGGAGUAAAAAACUGGAACUUUCACUAAAGGCCCAGCAGUUUCUACUUUGAGGCUAGUGAAGUGGAAAGUUGGCUGUCUGAACGUAACAAUGUCUUGUCCUCUACGGACUAUGGAAGGGACAGAGAUGCAGCAUCUAAACUGCUCACUAAACACAAGGUACAGACUAUAUAUAUAU
Messenger RNA from Homalodisca vitripennis (glassy-winged sharpshooter), 392 nucleotides. Its product is annotated as spectrin alpha chain, non-erythrocytic 1-like. NCBI's taxonomy places the organism in Eukaryota, Metazoa, Arthropoda, Insecta, Hemiptera, Cicadellidae. Gene Ontology annotation, molecular function: actin filament binding. The record is from RefSeq and is a predicted model, not a curated record. The annotation marks the transcript as partial. Gene Ontology annotation, biological process: actin cytoskeleton organization. Gene Ontology annotation, cellular component: cell projection; plasma membrane; cell junction. The transcript has 2 exons.